This is a messenger RNA of Hippoglossus stenolepis (Pacific halibut), 2390 nucleotides long. RefSeq names its product C-C chemokine receptor type 3. Gene Ontology annotation, biological process: G protein-coupled receptor signaling pathway; immune response; chemotaxis. The record is from RefSeq and is a predicted model, not a curated record. Lineage: Eukaryota; Metazoa; Chordata; Actinopteri; Pleuronectiformes; Pleuronectidae. Gene Ontology annotation, cellular component: membrane. Gene Ontology annotation, molecular function: chemokine receptor activity. The transcript has 3 exons. Bases 137 to 1195 code for a protein of 352 amino acids.
CAGACACACACACACACACACACACACAUCUCACAAACACAGUUCUGUGGAACUUCCUCACCCUGGCUGCCUGACUUAUCAUGAAGUGACAUGAAGUUACUGUGAGUCAGACAGCUCGGGCCUUCUUUGUCAGACAAUGAGCAGAAGCGUCUCCGCUGGCCAGGCGAUUCUCCUGCAAACAUUUGAGAUGGAAACUCCAGGAUACGAUGACGUGGAAAAUCACACCUUAUGUGACGGGGACGAUCAGAACAGUCUGGGGGCUCAUCUAUCCACCCUGUACUACUUUAUGUUUCUCUUCAGUCUCUGUGGUACUGCGCUGGUUCUGGUCAUCAUCUAUCGGUUUGAGAAGCUAACCACUGUGACCAACAUCCUGCUGCUGAACCUGGUGUUGUCGUCCCUGAUCUUCAUGAGCAGCCUUCCCUUCAUAGGGGUGUACAUGCAGCUCUCGCACUGGAUCUUCGGCGAGGCUAUGUGCAAGAUUGUGUGCAGCGUCUACUAUCUGGGCUUCUCCAGUUCUGUCCUGUUUCUUACUCUUCUGACCUUCGACCGACACCUCGCUGUCGUCUACUCCUUGGAGGCACAGCGGGUGAGGAACCAAGGUUACGCGGUCAUCUCCUGCGCUGUGGUGUGGCUGAUCAGCAGCCUGGCGUGCAUCAAGCCGAUGAUGUUCCAAAACCUUUUACAAAAUAAUAUGAAUAACCAAACCUACUGCGAGGAGUGGGAACAUGAUUUAUCCGAUGCUACGGUUAACCAUCUGAAAAAGGCUGAAUUUUACAUUCAGCUUAUCCUUUUCUUGAUCUUCCCUCUCGUGGUUAUUAUCUACUGUUACCUUAGGAUCGCAAUCACUGUCCUCUCAUCCAGGAUAAUCGGCAAGUUCAAGACUGUCAGGCUCAUAUUCAUCAUCGUCCUGCUGUUUUUCCUGUGCUGGACUCCAUUCAACAUUGUAUCGCUGAUGAGCGCUGAUACUUGUGAGCAAGAAAAUAGAAAGGCUUAUGCACUACACAUCACCCGCAACAUUGCUUAUAUCUACUUUUGCUUCAGUCCCAUCCUCUACACAUUUGUGGGGAAAAAGUUCCAAAACUACUUUAGGCAGAUUGUGGUGAAACGCUUCCCAGGGUUAAAGAGGCACAUCUCUGGCCAUCAAAACAGCAGCAGAAACACUAUGUCCACAAAAACUACACCCAAUUAUCUUUAGGCGUAGGGCGCCCUUUAUUCCUCAGCACUGGUUUGUGUUCUUCAAAGCAUGGGUUUUACAACAACUGAAAGCAGUCCGUAGACCCCUGUCAGACCUGGUGUUAACAUGUGUCCUGAGUGAUGUGAUACAACAAGUGGACAACUCCAAGCACAGGUCAGAGCACACUGAGGAUGCAUCACUUAACUGAUUCACACUCACAUUCGAAGUUGGUCUGGGACAUGUGAGGGAUCACCUACUCAGCUGACGUCUCUGACCCACUACAGUUUCAUAAUGAACUGAAAAUAUUUUUUGCACUUCUUAAUGUUUCACAUACAUUUUAUUAUUUGUGACCAAAGCUACGAUAUUAAUAUUGGUCUAUAUAUAUCUAUAUAUCUAUAUAUAGAUAUAUAGAUAUAUAUACACUCACACCGACAGUGAGACACACACACAAACAGUUGUGUCUUAGACUUGUGCUGCCCUUAAGCAUUAUCAAUUGUCUAACUCUUACUUUAAUUAAACCGAACCUUAAAACACGUCCUCAGCAUAAAAUGUAUUUUUACUCUUUGGUUGCAUUUUGUAGAUAACACAUGUCCCUGGGUAUAACAAGGGAAUAAAACACUUGAACAACAGGUAACCAGACUUUUACUGUAACUCGGCGGUGAUGGUUAUGAUAAUGAUUUAAUCGUGCGCCUCCUUGUGCACUGGUAAAUGUGAGAGAAUUUCAAUUCAUCAGGCCGAUGUGCGUGAUUAAAUCUUUUAACCAUCAUAUUUAAGAUUUCCGUGUCCCCUUUGUUUGACAGAAAUUAAAAGUUGGACAAAGUUAAGGAGGAAACGAGCCCAGUCUCUUAAUUCCUUUCUGCGUUGUUCAUACACGCGCAUUUUCCAGAGAUUUUCUAUGUGGCUUUCAACCUGCAAAUUCAUGCUUGUGUUUUGUGUGUUAUACUGUGUGUUGAAAAUGAGUCAUGUCUCAAAUUGCUAUUUUAAAUUUAGCAAAAGGUGAUUAUGUAAUGUCAUUUUUCAAGUUUUGUAUAUAUAACAGUUCAAAUGGAAAAUAACACUGAGCUGUGACUCAGAUAGUUUAUAAAAGGAGUAACAAGCUUGAUUGAUUUAGCUCUUGUGUUUGUUAGUGUUAAGCUUUUUGAUUCAUUCAAACCUUUCCAUCAAUAACAUGCAUGUUUUGGUUAUCUCAACCUGCCAGAAUAAAUGACUCUUCAAA